Messenger RNA from Prorocentrum cordatum, 1133 nucleotides. The record is from the annotation of a GenBank genome assembly. NCBI's taxonomy places the organism in Eukaryota, Dinophyceae, Prorocentrales, Prorocentraceae.
AUGUGGUUCCGCUACCUGCUGCACUAUCUGCUCUGCAAUAUGAUGUACUACCUGAGUGCCUCGCCUGCUCCGCUCCGCAAGGCACGUACGGACACGACCCCUGCCAGCCACGGGUCGCUGACGCCGGGCGCGACGAUGCGGUCCGCCGCCUCGACGGUCAGCGGCCGGCAGGGCGCCUCCAAGGCCCAGCGCGCCGAGCAGCUUGUGCAGGCCGCGGCCUCGGGCAACGUCCAGGAGCUGCUGCGGUGCCUGGACGCCGCCCCGGGCGGCCCGGACGCCGUGGGCUGGGCGGGGGUGACCCCGCUGAUGGCCGCGGCGCGCCACGGCCGGGGGGCGGCGCUGGAGCUGCUGCUGGAGGCGCGCGCGGACGUGCUGCGGACGGACGUGCGCGGGCGCACCGCCCUGGACCACGCCUUCCGGAGGCCAGAGACGGAGGAGCACCUGCGGGCCUGGGGCGCCUUCACGGGCAGGGAGCUGCAGAGGCAGGCGACCAGCCUGGCGCGCCGCGUGCUGCGCAUCGAGGAGGAGCGCCGCAGGCUCGAGGCCAAGUGCGCCAAGCUGCCCAGCAAGGAGGUGCGGGAGCGCAUCCUGGCCAGGCGGGGCAGCAUGAGCAUGCCCGACUGGAGCCCGAAGCGCAGCCCCGACGGGAGCCCCCACAUGAGCCCCGAGAUGAGCCCCACCGGGAACCCGGUCGCCUGGCCGCGGGCCCGGCCGCGCGGGGACGCCCCGCUGCUGCUCGCGGAGAUGCCCGAGGGCAGGUCCGGGCCGCGCAGGUCCUUCACCGAGUCCCCCGAGCUGGAGGGGAGCGGAGACCUGGGCCGAGCGCUCGCGGAGCCGGGGCCGCGGAGGUCGCCGGCGGGGACCGCGGAGGCCGGGCAGCUGCCCAGCGCGCUCGCGCGGCGCACGCCGACGGGCUCCCCGCCCGUGAAGCGGGAGAGGCCGCCGGUGCGGAUCACGCUGCCGGUGGAGUCGCGCCACGCGCGGUGACAGGGCCACGCGCCGCGGGGCGCGCGCAGGGCGCGGGGGCGGCGGCCGCGGCUCUCCAAGAGGGAUCCUCGAGAUCCUCCGCCCUCGAACGGCGCGGGCCACCGGCCCACGAGCCGCACCGCCGCGCCAGCGAACCGCGCGCCAGC